CUCUGGCACCACCCACGAUACCAAAAUGCUUUUCCUGUUCCCGUCAUGCGGACCAAUGACAGCAGGGCUUUUGAUAGGGAACCCUCUGCCGUUUUGAAAGGUUUUACAUACCACUGUUUGGCGCGUAGAUUUGAAGAUGGAGUUGGACGCCUUGGAGUUAUUGAAAUUAAGAGAUGUUCCGAAAGCUUGGGUGGACGCAGUAUGGGAAGCGGAAUUCUGUGACGCUGAAAAACUGGACUCUGUUAUUGAGGAAAAAAUAACAGAGGGAGGAAUACAUGUCUUCAAAACUGUACAGACUCAACUGCUUCCGUUUUCAAAUGACAUCACAGAAAAUACACAGAAUGUCUGGGUCUUGAUGAAAGAAAAUGAAAUCUCUGUCAAAGCUCUUGUGGCAGUAAUUUCCCAUUUCAUCUUUGAGGGAAAGUCAAAAACCUCUAAUGUAGAGGAGAAGCUUCAUGCGUUGCAAGCAGCCUCACUUUAUCUGCUGCUUUUGAGGAUUCCUGGUAGUGUAGCCAAUCAAGUUUUUCACCAAAUUCUGUUUGAGAGCUCCCUUGGACUCAUCCAGAAGUGUUGGCCAAAGGACUCCUCUGGAAAGAAGCGCAAGAAAGACCCCCCAAGUAACUCCCAAGGCAAAUCAAAGGGACGGAAACGUGCCAAGUCUCAAACAAAGAACCAAAAUGAGAUGGAUGAUGAGGACGAAGAGAAUGAUGAUAUGGACAUGGAAACCUCGUUUUCUGCUCGAGAGCUGUUGCAAAUACGAAACGAAAUCGAAUCUCUGGUGAAAACUUUGCUUCACCUCCUGAAGAAUGGUUCUCUUCAGUGCAGGCCCGAGUGUGUCACUGAGUGUGUGCAGAUUUUGACUGAGCUCACUCAUUUUGAGGCAGCUGUUGAAGAGAUCUCAUUUUCAGAUUCAGUGGGAAUCAACCGCAUGAAGACCCUGCCAGAGCUGGCCUAUCAUGGACUGUGGAUUCUCUGCUCCAGCCGUGCAGCUGGAGACACGUGUCUGAGGUCAGUGUUCGGCCGGCUUCUCUACGUAAUUCUCAUGAUGAGCAAAGAUGACAUGCGCUCCAAGCCGACCCUGCUUUUGCAGUCGCAGGUGGUUCUUGCUGCCAGGGAUCAGGCCCUCCGUUUUGUCAGCCAUGUUGUUGAUGAGCUGAAGGAUGCUGCCAUGCCAGUGCUCUACAUCUUGGCUCAGCACAUUUGUGACAAGAUGGUGGAGAAAGUGGACUACCGAACCAAAGGAGCCCAAGCUGUGGGGCAGCUGGUGGCUAAGAUGCCUCCAGCCAAGCGUGCCAAUUUCAUCCAGUGGCUGUACAGCUACUCUCUGAAACCACAGAUCCCAUAUCGGCUGUUUGCGCUGGACGUUGUCAUGGUGCUGCUGGAGGAGGUAGACGACGAGGAGGUGUCUGAGCAGGAGGAGGCGCCCCAGGAGGAGGGACGGUCGGAGUUCCUGACACGCCGCUUCCUGGUGCAGACGCUGGUGUUUGGCCGCAGCUGUGACGUGUCGCCCACCGUCCGGGCUCACGCUCUGCACUGUCUCUCCCGCUGCCUGGACAUGCAGUCCCAGAACACCACCCGAUAUGUACAGGAGCUCUUCCAAGCCACUGGUGUGGAGACCAGGAGCCUCUUGGAGAUGGAGGGAAGUGAAGGCACUGUGAACACCCACUAUGGCGUCUCCACCUUCAGGACAAUUCAAAACACCAAUGUCAACACGGCAAUUGGCGAUAGCUCUACUCCCUUAGCUCGGGACACCUUGGAUCUGUUAAAGCAGCGUGUGUCAGAUGCCAAGACUAACGUCAGAAAAGCUGCUUUGGAGGCCAUUACAGGUUUGCUGAAGCACAGCGUGAUCGCAUGCAAUAAGGAGCACAUGGCCCUGCUGUCUGAGCGUUGUAGAGACUCCUCCAUCAUGGUGAAGAAGAAGGCCAUGCAGUCUCUGACUGACCUGCUCAUUGCGUGUCCGGAGCGUAAGCUGGUGCUGGUGGCCUGGCUGCGUGGUGUGGUGGUGUCGGUGAUGGACACGGAGACGUCUGUGCAGGACAAGGCCCUGGAGCUGCUGGACCUCAUCAUCCUGCAGCACAUCAAGGAGCCGCGCCACUUCGCUGACACUGCCCAGAGGCUGGCCUGGGACCUGCUGAGUCUCAUGUGUGACGAGUGUGCUGACCUCGGAUGUUACUUCCGCAAAGCCUUCCGCAUUUGGUCCCGACAGAACAAGUUCUCCUCUGGGUUUGUGAACACGCUCAUCAAGCACACGGAGACGGAGCACGCCUCUGUUGCCUGGAUGCUGCUGUCCAAAGUGUCCGGCGGAGCCUCUGGCCUCCACUUGGAGACUAUCCUGAACAAAUGGGACGACAUGCUUGCGAGUAAGGAGGUGAGGGGAGACACCACUUGCCACAUCCUGACCGUGAUUGGCCUCAUUGCUGAACACAUUAAUGAUGUCACCAGGGAGAGGAUUGUGGAGGAGGUGAAAGCAUUGCUGGGCAGCUGUGUGAUGCCCACUGAUGUCAUUCAUGCCGGGGUGGAGGCACUGAGCAGGCUGGGCCGUGCUGAACAUAAAGAGGUGCCUGCAUUCCAGGCCUUUAUGAAUAAGCACUGUGGUGAGCUUGUAGCCAUCUGUCAAAAGUAUUUAUCCAGCGUCGUUCUGAAAGUCAAAGCAGCAGAGAACAUUGAUACAGAUAUUGUGGUGAGGCACCUGUACACGCUGGGGAUGGCGUCCCUGCACUGCCCUGAGCGAGUGGGGGAGCGGAACUUUGCUCUCGUGCUCUCCUUCCUCACCUCGGCGGUGGAGCUACAGCCAGAUGGCGCUACAGAGCUGCCUGGUAGUCAGCCGCUGUCUCAGUUCAAACUGACCCCCAUGCCGUCUGUGGUGCGAGCUCAUGCGGUCAUUACCUUAGGCCAGCUGUGUCUCCAGCAUGAGCAGCUGGCCCACCGCUGCCUGCCAGCCUUCGCCCGUGAGCUGGAGGUGGGCCAGCACAUGACGGUCCGGAGCAAUGUGGUGGUGGUGCUGUGUGACUUGUGCGUGCGCUACACCAACAUGGCCACCCUCUACGUCCCCAACAUCUCCGCCUGCCUUGCUGACCCCGUGUCUGAGGUCCGGGAAAAGACCCUCAUCAUGCUCACCAACCUGCUACAGGAAGAGUUUCUUAAGUGGAAGGACUCUCUCUUCUUCCGCUAUGCAUCGGUACUUGCUGAUCCUGUCCAUGAGAUUGUGAGUCUGUGUGAGUACUGUUUGGUGGAUCGGCUUCUGAAGAAAAACCCACAGAUGUUCUAUCAGCACUUUGUUGAGUGCAUUGUCCACUUUAACUCCUAUGACAAGCACAGCAAAUACAACAAGUUCCCCCAGACUGAAAGAGAGAAGGCUCUGUUCUCACUCAAGGGACAGUUAAAACAAGGCAAGCGAUUCAGAAUCUACAAGUUCCUGUUGAAGCACUUUACUGAUGAACAGCGCUUCAACACCACAAACAGAAUCAGCAAGGAGAUCCUGGCUGGUUUUGUGGACCAGACGUUGCCCCUAGAUGAGGACGGCGCCGCGUUGCUGUCUGAUUCUUUUGACGUUUUGAGUUUGAAGGAGCUGAAGCUGUCUGCCUCCACUGCAGCAGAGGGUGCUGAUGAGCCUCAAGACGAGCAGGCCAUGAUGGUCAAGACCAUGCAGAAGAAGCUCAUCUCACAUGCCCAGAAGAAGAACUUCAUGGAGAACGUCAUUCCCAUUGUGCUGGGGCUUAAGAACUUGCUGGAGGAGAAGCGUUCACCCGUGCUGGGCAACCUAAUGCGCUAUCUACGGGUGAUCACAGAGGACUACCGGGCCGAGCUGAAGGAGCUGUUUGCAGCAGACGCGCAGCUUGCUGAGGAGCUGGAGUUCGGUCUGAAGCAGUACCAGAAGCAGCAGGAGGACGACGAGCUGGAGCUGCAGCUGCAGCGCCUCAACUUCAGCAGGAACACCCCGCAGCCUGCAAACCGUAAAAGUCAUCGUGGCCCACGUGCCUCAGCACCGUCUGGUGAAGGCUUCACUCCUGUUCUCACUCCUGCCUCUGUUCCAUCCAGCAUCAAACCCAUUGCUCCACCAAGGCGUUUUGAGGGUAGGGAGACCAGUGAUGCACAGCUGUCAGCCAACACGUCUGUUUCAACAGUAGAGCACAGAGAUGUUGGAAGAGCCAUCAGCACUCCACAAGUGGGCUUGCAUGAGUUGACAUUUGGUGGAUGUGUCAGUGCCAUCAGAUAUCGCAAAGCUCCAGCGAGACACCAAGAAGAAGAGAGUGAUGUCUUCCAUGUGACUCUUGGGGAAGAGACCCCAAAGCAAUGGAAUAUCCAGUCACCUCUGCGGAAAACCCCCAUUCGUUAAACUAAAUAAACCCUGUCAUCCUACAAUGUCUUAUAUCCCUGGCUCUCAGAUAUAAAUGUCUUGUUUUGUCUUCUAUGUAUUUUGAUUGUACACUUUCAUCUGAAUAAACUAUUUACUCUUUUAAAA
Molecule: messenger RNA, 4462 nt
Organism: Alosa sapidissima (American shad)
Lineage: Eukaryota; Metazoa; Chordata; Actinopteri; Clupeiformes; Clupeidae
Gene: ncapd3
Product: non-SMC condensin II complex, subunit D3
Exons: 35
Coding region: 137-4336 (1399 amino acids)
Biological process (GO): mitotic chromosome condensation; meiotic chromosome condensation
Cellular component (GO): condensed chromosome, centromeric region
Molecular function (GO): histone binding
Source: RefSeq, a predicted model, not a curated record